GGACAGAGGGGGGGCGCCGCAAGGUGAGGGCACCGCGCUGCUUUAAGAAGCCGUGCGCCCCCGCCACAGCUCAGAGCUUGCGGCGCUGCGCGCUGGCCGGACUUGCGGGCACAAGCUCGGUGCCCCGCUCCCGCCGCGCCCGCUGCUCCUUCCACUCGGUGCGAGCUCGCAGCCGCCUGUGCCCCAAAAGGUGGCCAGACGAGCGCGGCGAGCCCCGAGGGAUCGGUUCUCAGCUCCUGCGACGCAACGCCUCCAGCAGCAACAGUAUAGACAGUGUGCAGUCUGCGCAUCUCAUUGCCCACUGGUGCAGAGACUGAGCUGCACCUUGUCUCCUGCCUGCCUGCCAUCACCAUGACACCCACCUGCACCAACAACACUCGAGAGAACAACAGCAGCCAACCGUGCAUGCCCCUCUCCAAGAUGCCUAUUAGUCUAGCUCACGGCAUCAUCCGAGCCACUGUGCUGCUCGUCUUCUUUGGUGUAUCCUUUGUGGGCAAUGUAGUGCUGGCUUAUGUAUUGCAGCGUAAGCCACAGUUGCUGCAGGUGACCAACAGGCUCAUCUUUAACCUCCUCGUCACUGACCUGCUGCAGAUUGUUCUCGUGGCCCCCUGGGUGAUGGCCACCUCCAUUCCUGCCUUCUGGCCUCUCAAUAUCCACUUCUGUACGGCCCUGGUUAGCCUCACCCACCUAUUUGCCUUUGCUGGUGUCAAUACCAUUGUGGUCGUGUCAAUAGAUCGAUACCUGACCAUCAUCCACCCUCUUUCCUACCCAUCCAAGAUGACCCACCGACGUGGUUAUAUGCUCGUCUAUGGCACCUGGAUUUUGGCUGUCCUACAGAGCACACCUCCUCUCUACGGCUGGGGCCAGGCUACUUUUGAUGAACGUAAUGCUCUCUGUUCCAUGAUCUGGGGAGCCAGCCCAAGCUAUGCCAUUGUCACUGUGAUAUUCUUCAUCGUCGUUCCACUGGUUGUUAUGAUUGCCUGCUACACUGUGGUGUUUGGUGCAGCACGUCGGCAGCAUGCUCUCCUGUACAACGUCAAGAGCCGCAGCUUGGGAGUGAGAGUCAAGGACUCUGUGAAGACUGAGAAUGAACGGGGAAUAGCGAAGAGGGAUGAGUGCCAGGAUGAGAAUGAACUCCUGUGCCCAGGUGAAGGUCAGGCCAAGACUAAGAAAAGCAGCAUCGAGGUGGAAGAGAGUCCCAUGGAAGCCGGAGACAUCAUCAUGAAGGCCAGAGAAAGAAGUCCUGAUUUAAGUGCAGGUAUUGCUGAGUCCAAGGGCAUUGAAGAGGUCAGUAACGGCAGCAUGGAGGAUCUGGAAGUCGGCAGUGAAGUUCAGGAGAGCAGCAUGAAGGCAGACACUGGCCGAAUAGAGGUCAAUCAGUGCAACAUUGACUUGGGUGAAGAUGACAUAGAGUUCGGCAUGGAUGACGUUCAUUUCAGUGAGGAUGAUGUUGAGGCCAUGAACAUACGAGAGAGCUUUCCAUCCAGUCGUCGGAACAGCAACAGCAACCCACCUUUGCCCCCGUGCUAUGAGUGCAAAGCUGCAAGAGUGAUCUUCCUCAUCAUUUUCUCCUAUGUGCUAUCUCUGGGGCCCUACUGCUCUCUAGCUGUGCUGGCUGUGUGGGUGGAUGUCCAAACCGAGGUCCCCCAGUGGGUGAUUACCAUAAUAAUCUGGCUUUUUUUCCUGCAGUGCUGCAUCCACCCUUAUGUCUAUGGCUACAUGCACAAGUCCAUCAAGAAGGAAAUCCAGGAGGUACUGAAGAAGUUUGUCUGUAAGAAAAAGCCCUCUACAGAAGACAGCCACCCUGACCUGCAUGAGUCCGAAGCUGGCACAGAGAGAGGCACUGAAGGCAAGGUUGUCCCCUCCCAUGAUUCUGCUACUUCACCUUAAAGUUAGUUCUAAGGCAAACUUUUCACUGUCCACAAAACAGAAAACAAGAGCAGCUUUCUUUUCAGUGCACCACCUACAAUCUCAUUAGUGCCAAUCCUUACCAUUUCAGGCAAAGGUGUUGUACACGCAUCCUUUUCCACCACAAGGCAGGUAAAUAUAAGGAAGAAGUAGAGACUUGGAUCUUUCCUGAAAGGUAUAAGCCCGUCAAAGAGUGGACUUGAGGAUUCCUAUCAAAUAUGUACAUAUUAGGCUCCAAAUUUCCUAAAACAAGGGCUACCUGGUUUGGACCUGUUCUUGGUAUGUUGCCUGCCUCCCCAGAGCUACAACAUAGCAGCUUUAGCUCUGAGUAAAAGGGAAAGUGAUGCCUGUGGACACAAGAACUAUUUGGCCUUCAGGUCAGGAACUCAUGGGCUGGGAAUACGUAUUGUGUUCAACUGAAAGAAAAGCAACUGAUCAAAUCACUUUUGGAGUCCUAAAAGCACAGCUAGGCGGACUGAUCAUCGUAGGAGCAGAUUUCUGUACUGAAGAGCCCCACAAUACGGUGCAGAGACUAUAAUACAAACUUUGACAUAGGGGGAUUGUGCAGCUAGAAUAUGAAGAAGGCAUCUAGGUCCUCUAAAGGGAUCCAGAAAAGGGCAUACACGAAAUAGAGAGCUAGUUCAAGGGAAGAAAUGGAGAAAUAAGUCGUAUCCAUGGAGCUAAACAAUUGUGUGGUUCUUUCUCUUUCUCUCUCUCCUCUCUUUCUCCAUCCUCCCCUACCCUGGGAUUCUUCAUGGGCUGGGACUGACCUCUGUGAAAAUGGAACACUGUCAAGUGACACAAAUAUUUUCUGUCUCCUAUUGGUGUAACAGCAGGAAAGAAAUCAAGCCAGUAUUUUACUAUUUCCCUUCUGUGACCGAGUUGGAAUGCUCAUGAGAAUUCUCUAGACCUCUACCAACCACUUGUGUUUUACUUUCUUUUAUUUCAAAUUGAUGUUUGGGUUAAACAAUUUUUCAGGUUUAAAAAAGAAGAAAUUCAAGUAUGAAUGGUCCAAGUUCUAGAAAACUCACACUGCCAAUGAAUUUUAUGUCCAUAAGAAGUCUCUUUUAUCUCUAUAACCUAAUAAAGAUGAGCUAGUUUCUCCAUAUGAGGAUAAACAUGUUCCUUCCUCCAGGCACACACAACUUUUCAACCUGUGGCUCUCUCUAAAACUUGUACGUUCUCUGCACAAAUGCAGAAAUGACAGAGAGGAUUGCUUCAUAAUACCUAGCAAAUAUUUGAACUAUUCCAAAGAAUCUGAAGAUCAAAGCAUCUGAAUCAAGCAUGUCUUAUUGAUUACUAUUGAAACACACCUCUUGUAAUAUGAAAAUUACCCCCAGGGCAAAUACCCAAGUAAAGUUUAAAAAUAUCAAACCUGGAAAUCACUUUGGGCAAGGACAGAGCUAACAUAUUUCAGAGAGCACAGGACAUAUUUAAAGACAAAAUAACAUGCAACCAAAAACUAGCAAGCAAGUGUUGUUGAAGCAGAUACCUACUGUUAAGAUGGGAGGAGGGAAAGGGGAGGGAUAUUUGAUUAAAAAUGAUUAAACAGGAGGUUGUACAUGAUGGUAGCCAUAGUCAGAGGUUAACAUUCUUCAUUCAUUUAUAUGUUAUCUCUUCUCCUCACAGAUUCCAGCAUGAGCUUCUCAAAGGGGGAGAGGUAAACGGCUGUGAAUAAGUGUGUGGGGGGAUGUGGGAUUACCAUAUUCAGAAUGCAGGAGAGGUGAUUAAACCAAAUACUAUUGAACUGACCUGUCAGAUCAUUAUGUCCAUGAGAACUUUAUCAACUUCAACUCCACUAAUUUGGAACUUGUGAUAAUCUCAGACAAGGCAUGGUAUCUAAAAUUAACCCUCACAUCACCAUUUAUUUUUCCAUCAAUAUUGAUAUAGCAAAUUAAUAUUCAAAAAUUUAUUACAUUGAUUUAUUGCUAAAAUUAUAUUGGCCAAUCCUUAAAAGACACCUGGGUGAAGUGGCUUAUUUGAUCAGUUUUCUUGUGGGGCAAGGGUUAUUUCCUUACAAGUUUGAAACAGAGGCGUUCAAAGGUGGUAAUACCUAUACUAUCAGUAGAAAUGCUUAUAUACUUACAUAGAAAACAGGAUUUCAAACGUGUUUCCAACAUUUUGUUGAAACUGAACUUCUUAUUUUAUUUUUAAAGCUCAACCCCUUCAAUGUGUAACAAAGAGAAUUGUUUGCCAAAACUCAAAAUCCAAAUGGAACCAGAACCUGUACAAGUGUGGUAAGUCCAUUUGACAACACACACAACAUCUUCCAGGGUGCUGACUCACCUGCUCCUAAAACAGUCCAACUUUCUCUCUUUUAUUCACUGUUCAUUCUUUGGAAAUUGGAGUCUUCAAAGGUGAAGACCUUUUGAAAACAGGGUAGAAAGGACAACCCUUGAAGCAAAGGCAUUCUGUCUUGAUGACAUUUUCUUUUAAUGAACAAUAGGACUGCUGGUUAGCAUGGAGAGAGGAUUUAACAAGCAGCUGCAAGCUAAGAACCAAGCUAAGACGUCUGGCCAGUCAGGGCUUUAGACACUCUCCCUACUUAACUGUGUCUCCAUUUUGAUUAUUCUGGGCCCCUGAAGGCCCUAAACCACUCCCAAGCUUAGGCAUGAGGAGGCAGAAGCGUGAGCUGGAGACAACAGACUAGAGCCUAAAACCCUGGAAGAAUAGACACCUUUCCAAUUACAUAUGAUAGCUUCCUCGAUGGCAAAUAUUUAACAUGCAUAUUAGCACACUUAGGCUAUAAGCAACAAAACUGGUUAGAGGAAGAAAUAGGGAAACUCAAAUAUACUGAACUUGGCCACUGCCAGGUCACUGGCAAGUUCACUGCUUUUUGGUAAGUAGGGUAAGAAGCCUCAAGGAACAUGAAGGUUGCCAAUAGGAGUUAGGUUUCCAUCAUUGCCUCCCAAAGCCUCCAUAUCUUAAGAGUAUACACACUAAGGGGAAAACACAGCAACUUGUACAUAUAAGAUUUGCUGUGUGAAGAUGAACUGCUGUAUUUCUUUUGCUCUAAAAGAGACAAAAACAAGAUUGGUUUUAGUUUGGUGCUUCAAGUUUGAGUGGAUUUUUCCCCUCUUCAUCUGUUACAACUUUGUUGAAAAUUGGUACUUUUGUCUUGUGUCAGUGCUGUGCUUUUUUGUGGUAUUUCUUCUAAUUGUAAGCUCUAACUGUAUAUAAAAUGUGUUCUUGGAGAUAAGGUGCUAGAUAUUAGAUUGUAUGUGUUCAUAGCUAGUGUCAUCAGUAAAAAGUGAGUGAUGUGUACAUGUAAAGUUAGUUAGCAAAAUGCAUGCAGUAUUCUAUAUGUGACCCACAAUUCUUGAAGUAGAACAUAGUACAUUUAUUUACCUUUAAAAGUGUAUACUACAGGAUAUGUAAGAUGGCUCCAAGAUCACCAGUGUGGCAGGAAGAGUUGACUUUCAUUCCUUAAAUGCCUGAUACAUGACAAGCAAGAACUUAAUUCUGGUACUAUUGGUAAUUGAUGUGAACUAAAGUAUCAACUUGGCUGAAGUCCUUGCUGGCAGUUCUUCACAGUACACCUGGCACUGGUAUACCUGUUUUCUUCAAUGUAUAGAAUGCAAAAUCAAAGAAGACGGUCCUUUCCCCAUAAAAGAGCAAGAACCCCAGGACAGGCUAUUGGAGUCCUGAUAGCAGAAUGAAAAGAACACUACAGUUUCAAGACCUAAACAGGAACCAGUACCUGAUUGGGAAGUUAUUGGACUUGCAUUUAGCUAAUCCAUAUUGUGACCAUCCCCGCCCUCUUGGAGAAGUGCCAAAACCCAGAAAAAGGCUGCUCUGGUUUUUGUUUCCCCCUUUGACUGUCUCAGACAAGAUGCAGUAUUGAUAAAGAGACAGUGAGAAUUCUCGGGUUGGGGGGAGGGCAGGGGUUACAGCUCAGGUGUUUGAAGAGUUACAGUUGUAGAUCAAAUAUAUUUGCAAAAGAACUCAGAUUAUUUUAUUAUAUUUUGAGAACAAAAGUAUUACAAGAGAAUAUAUAUAUAUACAUAUACAUAUAUAUAUACUCACUAAAUUAUUUCUAAAACUGCCUUUAAUACCAAAUUUCAUGUGCUAUUUUGAGACUGAGAACAAUAGGAACACUGCACUCAGUCAAUAAAACAGUUCUCUUUAAUACUUUCCAUUUUAAAUUUAAAAGUUUCCUUUAAAAAAGGUUUGUAAUUUAAAAGUGCCUUUUCAAAGGAUUUUCAAAACUACAGUCCUGGGGACAAGUUCCCAUUGGCACAACUUACCUUCAGGUGCACAAAUGGGGUGGAAUUUAUUGUCCACCUUUCAGCAAGAAGAGAAAUCCCCUCACACUCCAAUCAAAUUUACAAAUUGAUACUGCUACAUGGGUCAGUAGUCCCAGAGACUCUGCCUAAUGUCAAGGUUUCAUAUAUUGGAUGAAUUUAAUUGAAUGCUUUCUAAACUGGUUAUGACACAUUUAUUGUUGGACAGGAAAAACAGACUCCUGCUUGGGGAAUGCAGAGAGAUUAACAUUUGUGAUUUAACUAUUAUUAAAUGUUUGUGUUUCUUAAAUAGGUGCUGUUAAUCUGUCCUUGGUAUAUUCUUCUGAAAUACAUUAAAUAAAGUGCGAUUUUACGUGUG
This is a messenger RNA of Peromyscus californicus insignis, 6510 nucleotides long. RefSeq names its product G protein-coupled receptor 101 (gene Gpr101). The coding region runs from base 352 to 1890 and encodes 512 amino acids. Gene Ontology annotation, molecular function: G protein-coupled receptor activity. Gene Ontology annotation, biological process: adenylate cyclase-activating adrenergic receptor signaling pathway. The record is from RefSeq and is a predicted model, not a curated record. The transcript has 2 exons. Lineage: Eukaryota; Metazoa; Chordata; Mammalia; Rodentia; Cricetidae. Gene Ontology annotation, cellular component: membrane.